Molecule: messenger RNA, 1084 nt
Organism: Mya arenaria
Lineage: Eukaryota; Metazoa; Mollusca; Bivalvia; Myida; Myidae
Product: D-erythrulose reductase-like
Exons: 1
Coding region: 60-812 (250 amino acids)
Biological process (GO): glucose metabolic process; xylulose metabolic process
Molecular function (GO): L-xylulose reductase (NADPH) activity; carbonyl reductase (NADPH) activity
Source: RefSeq, a predicted model, not a curated record
CAAUUUUCACUCGUUCAAUUGGACUGGUGAAGUAAAUAGCUCUAAAUUCUUGAAACAAAAUGUCUUUUGAUUUCAAAGGGAAAUCCGUUCUUGUGACUGGUGCCUCUCGUGGGAUUGGUCGGGAGCUCUCUGUGGCUCUUGUGAGGAGCGGAGCAAUAGUUUAUGCACUUGCUACCAACGGCGAACUACUGGAAGCUUUAAAGCAAGAAUGUGGCGAAGAUGUACGCCCGAUUGUGGCCAAUUUACGCGACUGGGAUGCUACCCGCGCGGUGUUGGAACCACUUCCGCCAAUGGACGGUCUUGUUAACAACGCGGGUGUUUCGUACGAGUGGACUCCGUCUUUGGAGGUAAGCAAAGAGCUGAUUGACAAGACAUUCGAAGUUAACAUCAUGGCCGCGAUUAAUGUGACCCAGGCUGUCGGAAAGAAGAUGGCUGCUGCAGGCAAAGGAGGCUCCAUUGUGAAUGUUUCAAGCAUAAACGGACUCAAUCCCAUGCGGGAAUGUAUGCCGUAUAAUUUGUCAAAAGCCGCUCUGGAUAUGAUGACCAAACAGUUUGCGUUGGAGCUAGGACCGAAGAAAAUACGAGUGAAUUCCGUCAAUCCUACGGUCGCGUUGACGGACAUGGGUCGCGAGUUUUGGACCCACCCACCGGAAAAAGGUGAUCUCCUCCGGAGUCAUACGCCGCUCGGGCGGUUUGCUGAAGUCUCCGAGGUAGUGCAACCCAUCAUGUAUCUCCUGAGCGAUUGUUCCAGCAUGGUUACUGGAACUGUGAACCCGAUUGAGGGCGGACUGCUCUCAAACAUACAGUGCUGAGUGACAUUUGAGUACAAGUAUAUGAGUACGUUGCGGAAUUUUUUCACUGUUAUUGUUUAGAUUAUAAUACAGGUUAUAAUAGGUACAAACUAUAUAAACAGACAUUAACACUUUUGUUACAUUAAUUUUGUUUUUAUUAAUAAUACAGAACUCAGUAUUACCAAUGGUUUAUUGCAAGUGAAUGAUAAUAUACCAGUGCUACUUUAUUUAUAACAUAACUCCAAUUAUUUUCGCAUGACAAUUAUUUGAUUAAUGCGACUGAAUAAAUUGUA